Molecule: messenger RNA, 2218 nt
Organism: Xiphophorus hellerii (green swordtail)
Lineage: Eukaryota; Metazoa; Chordata; Actinopteri; Cyprinodontiformes; Poeciliidae
Gene: tubg1
Product: tubulin, gamma 1
Exons: 11
Coding region: 143-1498 (451 amino acids)
Biological process (GO): microtubule nucleation; cytoplasmic microtubule organization
Cellular component (GO): microtubule; gamma-tubulin complex
Molecular function (GO): GTP binding
Source: RefSeq, a predicted model, not a curated record
GAGCGGACCCACUGCCAAGCGGGAAGGAGCGGGCUGUUGAUGGCGAUUCAGUGUCGAAGCUGAGAGAAUUGCAGAGUCGUUAUUGUAAAUUUAGCUAGCCUGUCUGCUGGCUAGCUAAAGAAGGAGCAACUGAAGAUUGAACAUGCCCCGGGAAAUUAUAACCCUUCAGCUAGGACAGUGUGGAAAUCAAAUCGGCUUCGAGUUUUGGAAGCAGCUGUGUGCAGAGCAUGGCAUCAGUCCAGAGGGUAUCGUGGAGGAGUUUGCAACUGAAGGGACGGACAGGAAGGACGUGUUCUUCUACCAGGCUGAUGACGAGCACUACAUCCCCCGUGCUGUCCUCCUGGAUCUGGAGCCUCGUGUGAUCCAUUCAAUUCUCAACUCCCCGUAUGCAAACCUGUAUAAUCCAGAGAACAUCUACCUGUCUGAGCAUGGUGGAGGUGCUGGGAACAACUGGGCCAGUGGAUACUCACAGGGCAAAAAAAUCCAAGAAGACAUCUUUGAUAUUAUUGACCGAGAGGCAGACGGUAGUGACAGCCUGGAGGGAUUUGUCCUCUGUCACUCGAUUGCCGGGGGAACCGGGUCGGGACUGGGUUCGUACCUGCUGGAAAGACUCAACGACAGGUACCCAAAGAAGCUGGUACAGACCUACUCUGUUUUCCCAAACCAGGAUGAGAUGAGUGACGUGGUUGUUCAGCCGUACAACUCGCUGCUCACACUGAAGAGGCUCACCCAGAACGCAGACUGCGUGGUUGUUCUGGAUAACACUGCUCUGAAUCGCAUUGCCACAGACAGGCUGCACAUCCAGAACCCCUCCUUCUCCCAGAUUAAUCAGCUGGUUUCUACAAUCAUGUCUGCGAGCACAACUACGCUACGCUACCCUGGCUACAUGAACAAUGACCUGAUUGGUCUGAUCGCUUCACUCAUUCCCACUCCCCGUCUCCACUUCCUCAUGACGGGUUACACACCACUGACCACUGACCAGUCGGUUGCUAGUGUGAGGAAGACAACGGUGCUGGAUGUGAUGAGGAGGCUGUUGCAACCCAAGAAUGUGAUGGUGUCCACUGGAAGAGAGAGACAGCCCAGUCACUGCUACAUUGCUAUCCUCAAUAUCAUCCAGGGAGAAGUUGACCCCACGCAGGUGCAUAAAAGCCUCCAAAGGAUCCGGGAGCGCAAACUUGCCAACUUCAUUCCCUGGGGUCCGGCCAGCAUCCAGGUGGCCUUGUCCAGGAGGUCCCCAUACCUGGCCUCGGCUCACAGAGUGAGCGGCCUGAUGAUGGCCAACCACACCAGCAUCUCUUCUCUCUUCGAGCGAACUUGCAGGCAGUAUGACAAACUGCGAAAGCGCGAGGCCUUCCUGGAACAGUUCCGCAAAGAGGACAUAUUCAAGGACAACUUUGAUGAGCUGGACAACUCUCGUGAGGUUGUCCAGCAGCUGGUGGACGAGUACACAGCAGCGACACGACCCGACUAUAUCUCAUGGGGCACACAAGAGCAGUGACCAUUGUUCUGAAUUUCUGCACCAUAACUGGCUAUAGCUGCUGUUCUGACAAUUAUUUAUUAGCAGGUUAUAGCAUGUAAUUAUAGGUUAAGAGGCAGUGAUUAAUGUUAAGAACUUAUUAACCAAAGUGUUUUCUGGAUUGUUAUGUUUUGGAGAUUCCUAAUCUUAGUUGAUAUAAAAGUUUUUCUCCUAAUGAAUAGUUAAUUUCAAGUUAUAUUGCAAGUAAUUACAGAAAGCAUCAAUUACUGUUGUCUCUAAAACAUUAGCUUCCUGUACUGCACCUGUAUUUUGCCAAUGUUAAACAACCUGUUGCCUUGUUUUUCUCUAUUUUUAUACAGUUCAGUAGUUUUUUGUUUUUUUAUUAUUUCUAGAAGCGCCCACUACCUAUAGGCUGCAUAAGAGUGAUGGUUAAUGUAAGUUUCGCCAUACCUCAUCUUUCUUACUUCCACAGUGAAUUGUACCAUCCGUCUGCUGCUGAUUCACAAUGCUCAAGUUAUCACUGUUCAUGACAAACAAGAAUGUGGAGCUGUUCUGACUAGUGUUAAAAUAACUUCAAUUUAAACAGCUUUUGUCUUUUAAAGUAACAGUUUAACAAGUGUAAAGCCUCUAACUUGUCUGUAAAUAUGCUUCAAAGAAUAGCUUGUUCUCUGAGUAUUAAAUGUAUUGUUCCUUAUUGCUUUUUGUUGGACCUGUAAGAUUAAUAAACUUUCUAUUACUGUA